UAUCACCGACAAAUUAACUAACACUCGUUUACGAGAAGAUUUAAAACAUUUUUUAAUGCGGUAGAUGUCGGACGAACUGCGCUGUUUUGAUCGUAAACAGAUUUGGGGUUGAGAGGAAAACCAACAGUAGUGGUUAGCUAGCUAGCUAGUUAGCUUGCUAGGCUAACAGUGGAAAGAAGCGUUGACUUCCUCGUGUCAUCAUGUCAAAGCAGACAGAGGGAAAGACUUUGCUGAGGAAUGUAAUCCGGCACACAGAUGCUCACAACAAGAUCCAGGAGGAGAUGGAGAUGUGGAAAAUGCGAGGCUGGGAGAUGCAGAUGUCCCAUCAGAAACAGCUGCCGUUCAAAGACAACGUGAGAGGCCACAUGCACUGUGACAGAGUGUCCGAUCCCCCCGGAGACGUGAGCCACAGCCGAGAGCGAGCGUCGCAGCACGACGACAGAGAGGCCCGGUACUGGACCCGCAAACUUUAUGAGUUUGAGGCUGGGGAUCCUGACAGAUGGGGACAUAGCGGCUUCAAGGAGCUUUAUCCUGAGGAGUUUGAAAGUGAUGAUGGUGAAAAAAGCGCCCCCAUAAAGAAGGCCUGUAAAAGAAAAAAGUCCACGAAGAAAUCCUCUCGGAAGAAGAAAAAGAAAAAGAAGAAGAAAGCCGACGACAGAAAGAAGAGAGACGACUCCUCCAGCAGCGGCGAAAGCAGCGAUGAAAGCAGCGGCACAAAGGACAAGCCGAGGAAACGGAAACGCGCCAAAAGCCGACACAAAAACAAGAGGAGCAGGCGGAGAGACGAGGACAGCAGCUCGUGGGACAGUAAUGAGGACAAGAGCAAGAGACGUGGCUUCAAGAAGCGGAAGCGAGUCUCAGAGUCAGACUCGGGGUCGGACUUUAGGAAAAAGAAGAGGAAAGAUUGGAAAGCUGCAGAUGGCGAGAGCUCCGAUGACAGCUCUGCAGACUGAACAAAAACCCUCAGAAACUAGAGCAGAGUGAAGCUGCAUGAGGACUCCUCCUCACUGCAGGCCGAGCUGUAUAACUGGAUGCGGUUCGAUAUCAAGUGCUUGUCCUGGCAGCUCUGAGGAGCCAUAACUCAUCAGCUCUGCAGUCCAGUCAGCAGACAGCAUGCAGAGGGAGAGCAGGCCAUCCAGCACCAGCAUCAUCAGGAAUUCAGCAAGCUCACCGCCUCCGCCUGCUGCACCCAAACUACAACCCUUUGGAUUAUUGAACACAUAAAGAGAGCAAAACGUGAUAUAAUUCAGUGUUUUAGUCAUUUAUGGUGAUAGUAUUUUUUUUUUAAAACACCGAGAUACUGCCAAUCUGAACAAAAUAAAACUUUAUUUUUAAUAGUUUUCCAGGAUGAAUGUUAUUAGAAAAUAUCUAUUUUCUAAACAAAAGCUAAUUGAUUUACAAAAAAAUAAUGUUGAAUAUCUUUUUUUAAAGUUUAUUUUGGUUCAGCUAACCUUUGUAACAUCAAAAAUAAAACUACUCCAUGUUAGUUUUAAAGGAAAACAGAUCAUUGAAUUUGUAUUAAAUCUCCUCACUCCACUAGUUCACUGGUACCUGGAAAAAGACUGUUUUUAAUAAUAUUUUCAAAGUGUUGUAAAGAAAUGUAAUAAAAUAAAGAUUUUUUCUAAGA
Messenger RNA from Oryzias melastigma (Indian medaka), 1627 nucleotides. RefSeq names its product NKAP domain containing 1 (gene nkapd1). The transcript is spliced from 6 exons. Bases 201 to 953 code for a protein of 250 amino acids. The record is from RefSeq and is a predicted model, not a curated record. NCBI's taxonomy places the organism in Eukaryota, Metazoa, Chordata, Actinopteri, Beloniformes, Adrianichthyidae.